This is a messenger RNA of Lingula anatina, 15272 nucleotides long. RefSeq names its product polycystin-1-like. The record is from RefSeq and is a predicted model, not a curated record. Gene Ontology annotation, molecular function: calcium ion binding; protein binding; monoatomic cation channel activity. Lineage: Eukaryota; Metazoa; Brachiopoda; Lingulata; Lingulida; Lingulidae. Gene Ontology annotation, cellular component: plasma membrane. Gene Ontology annotation, biological process: calcium ion transport.
AAACGUCAUGAAGCGUGACAGUUAGCUCAUUAUACGCGACUAUGAACCGUAUGAAAGAACCGUUCAAUUCUAAAACAAAAGACUCGCCAUACGAGCUCCAUGAACCAGUACUAGUCCAGUGACACUUGAAUGUACGCACUUACGGGGACAUGCGAGUUGUAAUGGACGAUUAUAAAUGGAGAUAUUUUUAGCAAAUAUGAUGGGUCGACUCUAUUGAAUAUGGAAAUACUGAUCAGACCACAACCAAUAGCUAUAAGGAGCCUUUCACCAAGCUAAGGCGCAGCGACUGUUAAACGAAUUGUGCAAAUAGCAUUCGGCAUGUUUUAUAGAUAGACUUCAAAAAUACAUUAUACAGACACUAGAAUUAUCGACGUUUCUCUCAAGGUUCAUUAGAUCAUUUAAGCGCUUGGCAAAUCAUAUCGGCUUUCUAGAAAUUUAUCACAGGCCGUGAUUUAGAUGUUGUCAAGACGAAAAACGACUCACGUCAAGCCAGGCAAUGAGAAAGUAAUUUGUUGCCGCGUCACAAGGGUGAAUUUCGACAAGCUAUUGACAGGGAAUUCAAACGGGUAUUGAUCUAAGUUUUCAUUAAUUCCUGCGUUUCUCUUGGCCGUGUGUACAGGCACAGAUAAGGCAGCAUUACAUGCAAGACAUUUCCUGCAGCCAUAGAUUGACAUUAGAGCGCGCUCGCUGCGACAUGUCGUAUUAUACAUAUGCACUUUACAGCAGACAUAGACGUUUGAUUUACGUCAUGUUGACGUCCACAACGUGCUCAUGCUCAAAGUUAAUAACGAGAAACGUUUGCAGAUUAUGAAAACCCAUGUCCUUCGCCGGCUGAAUAUAAGCAACGACGGGUCUACGGGGAAAGACUGGAAGGUUUUUUUAUGGGUUUGGGUGUUGACAUUUACUUUUGUUUGUGCUUAUAUCACACCCGUGGUUUCGGCAUUGUGCACGCCUUGCCCCGACACCUGCAAAUGUAACGUUACGCCUGGCAGACAGUGUGACAUCGACUGUUCUUUCGCCGGUUUGACCACUCUCUCCUCUGCGCUAGAAUUCCCCUCUACCGAGGUCAUCUUCAGAAUAGAUUUGAGCAAUAAUCCAUGGCACUGUGAUUGUCACUUGUUGUGGUUAAAGAAAUGGCUGGACAGCUUGUCAGUCAUUACUGUCCACAACUUGGCUGGAAUAAAGUGCUUCAGUCCAGACAAAUUAGACAAGAAACUACUGACUCAAGUGAAGGAUGAGGAAUUUAUAUGUGAAGCCAUUAGGAAGAAGCGGGCCACAUGUGCACCAUCGCCAAAUCCAGACCAGUUUACAGGCAAUUGUGGUAAUUCUGACUUCCUCUCCUGCCUGUUGAACUCAACAUCUUCUGUCACUGAUCUUGUCCACUUCACCUCACUGGACUCCAUCAUUGACCAACCAGUGACCAUUGGCUGUGAGAUCCAUUGCUAUGACCAGGGAGCUACCCAUUGGACUGUGGUCAACACUGAUCAGUGCCUGUGUGGCCAUCUGACCACUCUCUCAGGAUGCCUGUGUCCUGAUCUGAUUCAUAGCCCUGAACCAAAUAGCGGAGAUAAUUUCUGCAGCAAACUAUAUGUUGGGGGCACAAAACAAGUCUUGUUGUAUAUAGUGGUGGAUAUUGCAGGAGAAAGGGCUUUGAGUCUGCAGGAUGAUGUGGCUUUUACUGUCAAGACAAACAUCAGUCAAGUUGUGGAAUAUCAGUGGCACUUUGGUGACAGCAGUGACAUUUUUGUGUCCCAGAACACUACUUUGUGGCACUAUUACCUUGUACCAGGGCAUUACAAUGUCACUGUCACUUUGGUCACAGCAGGGUCAGAUGUCACUGCCUGGACCAUGGUGGAGGUAUUUGACACUAUCAGAGACACAUUUUUGACAUGUCCUGCAGCUGCAACAGCAGCCAGUGACAUUGACAUUAGGUUGACAGUGGGCAGAGGAAGUCAUGUUGGGGUGACUUGGAGCAGAGAUGGGACUGACCUGGGAAUAACCUCUACCAGUGCUGCCACCUAUGUCAUAGGGACAGCAGUGUUUGAGGAUGUAGUGAGUCAAGUGCAGGUCCUGAGUGGUACAACUAAGCAAGUCACCAUGCUUCCUAAAACUGUUACUAUUUUCCCAGGAUACUGGUUUCAGUCAAAUGGAAAAUUAAGGAAUUGGGAAUUUUAUGUAGAAAGGGUAACUAUGGCAACUAGGCUCCAUCUCCAGGUAUAUAGACCAAGCUGUCCAACUGGGCAGACUUUAAUACCAGCUGGCUGUGAUACACCAUAUGCUGCCUGUGUUGUAUCUCCCCCCUCCUGCACAUCUCAAGCCAGCUCCAACUUCUCUGUUGGAACACAGUACUGCCCCUUGUCUCAGACUUGUAAGCCAGCCAUGGAGCCUUGUAGCUGCAUAACAGUCUCAGGAGUGGCUUCUUGCACUGGUAGCCAUAAUAUUGGAAAAAGAGCAGCUGGUGAUGCAGGUGUUCAAAAAUUGAGAGAAAAGCGAUCAUCCUACAGAGAAUUAUAUAGAGACAUUUUAUUAAAUAAAUUAUGGGCUUCCAAACAGAAUACAAGCAUAGUUGGGACCACCGUCCGUUAUGCUUCAUCCAAUGUAGAUAUUUUCAGUGCCAAAAUCAACCCAUCCAUAUCAUCACAUACACACCUUUCAUCAAUACACUCUUCCUAUGAACGCAGGCACAGGCGUGCCGCAGCUUCACCUCCAUCAUUUCGUUUUCAUGGAGAUCAACCAUUUUACAAACUAAUUGGAGAAACAGUUUUGGCCUUGAACCCAGGUAGUAAGGGUCAUUUCCAGGUGGCAGCACAAUCACUAGAAGUGAAAUCUGGAGAUGUUCUGGGAUUUGAGCACGAUUAUAGCAUUAGCUUGAUAAAAAGUGAGACUGAAACCUCUUCCAUUUGGCAACAAAGUAGUCUGAGUGUUGCAGGGCAAUCUGUGGAGUGGACAAACAUAAAUGGAGCACCUCAGCAUUUUAGAACAAAUGCAGAAUGGAAGGAUGGACAUGUGAGUUUUGUGAGAGCCAUGUAUGAAGAACUUGCUAUACACCAGGCACCUGUAGUUCUUAGAAAGGCUUCUAACUUUUCUGGAGGUAUGCAAUCAGUAGGGGUCAGUCUCCGUAAUGGUCUCUCCAGCAUCAACCAUUCUUGUAUAAUAGACAUUCAAGAAAACAUUGUCAACUUCAGAUUGGUGCAGCCUUUACAUAGUCAACAAGGAAUAUCAUUAAAUUCAAAUGGGACUGUUGUUGUUGAAAGAAACGCUCCAAAUUAUUAUCUCUUCAAAGUUGAUGCUGGAUCUAAUAUCACAGCCAACUGGUCCAUAGAUGGCAUUUUGAGCAGCUUUGGAUCCCAUUGUCCAAGUGCUCUAUCUUCCCAUGUAGAUUGUAUUGCUUCAUCUGGCACUCAGUCUUUUACUGCCAGACAAUUAUCAUUCAGUACACCUACUAGAAUAAAAGUGACAGCAAAAAACAGUAUUAGUUCUCAUGUAUACUCAGUUGACAUAGAAGUUGAAGACAAAGUUCAAGGGCUUCAGGUUUCUCGACAGAACACCAGAGAUGUUGUGCCAAAUGUAACUGAGGUAUUUGAAGCUCAGAUUACCACUGGCAGCAGUGUUAGCUACAUUUGGACCAUAGAUGGCAUAGGUGUAGUUGGAACAGGACAGUCUGUACAGUUAAAAUUUUCAAGUUUUGGUGCUCAGGUAAUCCAUGUGAAUGCAUCUAAUCAAAUUAGCUGGAUGAAUCAGUCUUACACAGUAGAUAUUUUUAUACACGCAGAACCAAAGAAUCUUGUAUUUCAAGCAGCACCAACAUUGGCAGCCACUGGGGAUAAUGUGACUUUUAUUUGUGAAGUAACAGUGAAUGCCUAUACCAAUUUCAGUGUGAUGUGGGAUUUAGGAAGUGGAAAUAGAUCUGAGGUAUCAUUUUCUUCGAACAGUGCCAUUGCCAUGUAUCCCAGUGUGUCAUACCUUUUUCCUGUAUCAGGAAAUUUCACUGUAAUUGUUUACAUAUCUGAUGGGUUAAAGACUGUGUCUGCAACACAUAACAUAGAAGUCAUUGAUAGACUGACUGGACUUGACAUAGCAACUCCUUCAUAUGUAUAUUUGGUAAAUGAUCCUGUUUCUGUUAGUGUCACUCCCAUGGGAAACCUUCAGAACGUUCAAUAUAAUUUCACUUUUGGUACACAGCCAACAAUAUCAACUUCCAGUAACACAGCUUCAACCACUUUCAGUGUGAAGGGGACAUACAAUAUCACAGUGACAGCAUACAAUGGUGUCAGUUUUGUCACAGGUUCCGUUAAAGUUGGUAUUCAAGAACCAGUCAAGGGGUUGUGGCUUGGUUCCAAUAGCCCGACAUUGCUUGGUGACACAACUGUUAUUUCUGCCACAGUUAUUUCAGGGAGCAAUCCAACAUUCGAAUUUCAAUUACCGGAUGGGUCUCCACCAUCUGUAUCACAAAAUUCAACUUUUUCCCACCAGUUUUCUACCCUGGGAUCCUAUUCUGUGUUUGUGAAUGUUUCUAAUGAUGUAAGUUGGGAGAGGAGCAAUAUAACUGUGUAUGUUAUUGGUGGGAAUUCUCUACAGAUUGUAGAAAUUGAAACAUCGCCAUCGUGUGUUGUACCCCCUGGUUCAGUCAACAUCACAGCCAACAUUGUUCACCAUUCUCCAAUAGACCUGUUCUACCACUGGGACUUUGGGGAUGGAAAUCAUGUUAAUGGCAUAGGAUUUCUUAAUACAAACCAUUCUUAUAAUGCACCAGGAUCAUAUGUAGUCACUUUGAAUGUAACCAGUAAUUUUACCAAUGUGUCUCGUUCAUGGGCUGUUUGUGUUCAGGAUCCAAUACAGUCAGUUAUUCUGAAGGCUGAAGGACCCUUUUCUUUGGGAGCAUUAGGAACAGCAGAAGCCAACAUCUCUGUAACUGUUACUGGAGGGUUUGGGCAAAGGUUUAUAUGGAAGUAUGAUAGAAAGGUUGUGGAAAGUCCAUCUUCAGAAUGGUAUGUGGUUAACUUUGAUAAACCUGGUAUUCAUAAAAUUCAUCUCCGUGUUUUUAAUGAGAUCAAUGAAAAAAUUGCUACUGUAGACGUGAAAGUCUUAGAGCCAGUCAGUGGUCUUAGGGUUGUCCAGACUGGUCCAAGUUCAAAUCAUCUGACUAUGCAUCAGCAGUAUGAGUUCACUGCCAUGCUCCAGCAAGGGACUGACAUUACCUUCACUUGGGACUUUAAUGAUAUCAGACCUGUGCCACUUCUAAGAGGACGUGCCAUGAAUCAUACGUUCAGUAUACCUGGCGUUUUUAAUGCAACGGUUAUGGCAGAGAAUCAAGUCAGCAGAGCCGUGGCAUGGAUACAAGUCUAUAUUCAGGAUAAGAUUGCUGGGCUUACAGUUGUGUCUAAGCCUGUAUAUAGAAUGGUCCAGAUUGGAGCCAAAUUGGAGUUGAGUGCUAGUGUCACACAGGGAACAGAUGUACAGUACAAAUGGCAGUAUUGUGACUUAUGCCAGGAGAUUGAAUCACACCAACUGAAUAAGAUAGUAUAUUCAUAUAAUUUGAGUGGGGUGUACACAGUGAAUGUGACAGCAUAUAAUUAUGUGAGCAGCGAAUCUAAGUUGUUGACUGUAGGUGUCUUUGAGUCUUUGACAUCUGUUUCCAUCAACAGCACAUUAAAGGAUGGUAAAUAUGCUGGAGUAGGGGACAAUGUGACUUUCUAUGCCAAUUCUUCACCAGUGAAAAUAGGUGUGGUUUUUACUUGGACAGUACGAAAAGCUGGGACUACACUUGGACAACAUACAGGAGAUGUUUUGACUUUCAUGUUUACUUCCAUUGGACAGUACCAGGUGACCUGUGCAGGUCAAGGUCAUCUGAACUCCAAGGAGGCAGACUUGAUGGUGGAAGUUUUCACUCAUUUUUCCGGGCUCAAAAUUGUUCCACACUUUUUAGCUGUGAAGUACAUGCACAGAGCAACCUUUCAGGCAGAAUUUACCACUGGAGGCAGCAGUGUACAGUAUGCUUGGUAUUUGCAAGACAACACCACCACAAUUCCUUUACCUUUUGAUACCACCUCUAGAAUGUCCCGUGUGUGUUCCCAAUUGGGUCAUUUUACCAUACAAGUGCAUGUGUCCAGUCCAUUGGAAAGUGCCAUUGCCAAUGCCACCUUGAUAGUUCAAAUUCCUAUCAAUGGGAUCAGCAUUGAGACAUCUCCCCCUAUGCCAUACUUUUCCUUAGGACAGACUGUGCGGUUCACAGUGCGUGUGACUAACAGUCAUGCUGGCACAGUAAAGUAUUAUGUUCAACUCACUGAUUAUUCUCCAUCCAAAGUAUUUACAGUGCCAGAAAUACAACACACAUUUAAUAAACUGGGGACAUUUGAGUUUCGAGUGAAUGCAUCCAAUGAAAUCAACACCUUUGAUAGAACAGUGAAAGUGUAUGUUCGACAGCCAAUAUCUGGGCUUGCUGUCAGCUCAGAUAAACAAUAUGCUGCUGUGGGAGAAGCCAUCUCUUUCCAUAGUACUGUGAUAAGUGGAACUGAAGUCAAAUACAGCUGGGAUUUUGGAGAUGGAAGUCAUCUCAGCACUGUCCCCAGUAGUGUGACAUAUUCAUUUAAGUCGCCGGGCAACUUUGUUGUCAUGACAACAGCAGAUAAUGUGAUCAGUAAGCAGAGUGAGAAUGUCAGCCUUAUUAUCCAGGAGAGAAUUGGUGGAAUAGAAAUCUUGGAGUGUUGUGUGAAUGCCUUCCCAGUUGGCAAGCAAACAACAUUCAAGGGGAGUACCAACACUGGCACUGACAUGCUGUUUAGGUGGACUCUUGGUAAGUUGUCAGACCCCAUAGUUCAUAUUGGUGCUGAGGUAACUCAUAUGUUCCCUGAUCCUGGAGAGUACUUUAUCAAAUUGGAAGCCUGGAAUUACAUCAGCUCAAAGAGCAUUUCGUCCACCAUAGAAGCCGAGGUCCCAGUGGAAGAUUUGAAACUGGUCCCCAGGGAUUCCCUCAGCUAUGUCUACCUCAAUGUGACCCUUCAUUUUGUAGCCACUGUUGUAAGAGGGAGCAAUGUCAAGUAUCGUUGGUCAUUGAAUGAUACAAUGGAUGUGACUUAUGAUCAGACGUCUUUCAAUAAGACAUUUUUUAACCCUGGAAUCUACAUGCUGGUGAUCCAUGCUUACAAUAAUGUCAGCUCCUUGACAGAUGCUGUGGAAUUUGAAGUCCAUGCAAUCAAGUGUGAUCCUCCUGUUUUACAAGUGGUUGGAAGUGGAAAUGUGACCUCUUUGAAGUCGAGGAAAUUAUACAUGGAAGUUGAAUUGGACACUUUGGGCUGCACUUCAUAUGAAGUGGAAUUCAAAUGGAUGUUCUUUUCUGAACCCAGUUGUAACUCAAGUCUUGUGACUCCAGUCAGUCUUCCUAGUAGCAUAGUCACUGAUGUCAGCUCACUUGGACUUCCACCAAAGUCCUUAAUGUAUGGGCAUUACUGUGUGAGAAUAACAGCCUCCUAUAAGGAUACAUCACUGUUUUCCCAAGGAUUCAUAGAGCUGGAUAUUGUUCCUUCCACACCCAUUGCUAUAAUCAUGGGAGGUACAGAGAGACUGGCUCCUACCACUGAGGAUUAUUACUUGAAUGCCUUCCUCUCCUAUGAUCCUGACUUUCCAAGAAGUGCACAGCCACCAAUGACUUUCUAUUGGGAAUGUACCAUGAAGUCUGCAUUACCAGGAGCAGCCUCCUUAGGGUGUUUCUCUUCACAGACUUCAAAAUCUCUGACCAUACCCUCUAACACGUUAGUCCCUGAUGAGACUUACCUGUUUACACUGACUAUCACAUCAGCUGGGAGAACUGGAACAGCAACACAGGAGGUCAAAACAGUAGGAGGUCCAAUUCCUCUGGCCAGCAUAGAGUGCUUUUCCUGUAGUGUGUCAGGUACAGACCAGAUCAGCAGCAAUUCUCAUGUGGCCAUGCUGGGUAAUUGUACAAACUGUGCCCAGGGAGAGGCCAUAGAGUAUGGCUGGAAUGUAACCAGAGAAGAUGGACAACAAGUUUCACUGGAUGAGAGCACCACAACAACUGGUGCAAACAAGCCAAAUUUGGUCAUCAGGCGUGGUGUCCUCCAAAACAGUCAGGCACAUACAUUUCAUCUACAACUGAAAAGUAGCAAUAACAUGACAACUUAUGCAAACUUGAAACUUAAACCAAACCAGCCUCCCAGACCAGGAAAAUGCGGAAUUUCUCCAAAUGUUGCCACUGCCUUAGAAGAGAAAGUCAAUGUGACUUGCACUGGGUGGAUUGACCCGGAUGGAGUUGUGCAGAAUUUAGUGUACAGUAUCUUUGCAGAGAACUAUGAGAUGAAUACAGAGAGAUACAGGUUGUACAGAGGUGUAAAACCUUUCCAGGAGAUUGUCUUAUCUUCUUGGCCGGGGUCUGCUUUGAGGAGGAAUGAAGUUCGUUUGCUGGUUUAUGUGGAAGAUGAUAAUGGAGGCAGAACAUGUGGUCUCAAUAGCACAGUUACCAUAAAUGAAGCUCCUCUUAUCAACAAAACCAAAAGCGAGUACCUUUUAGAAACAAGUAAGGAUAUUCUUCCCAGACUUACCACAGUUAGAAACCAAGACAGCCUCCUUCAGUACAUCAUUGCCUUAACUAUGCAAGUCAACAAAGAAUCUCAGGAUGCAGAGCAACAUGGUACCAUAGCAACAGAGCUUACUGUGAGGUCAAAGGUCAGGGAUGAAAUAGCCACUGCCAUCAGCAACUUACCAUUAAAUACAGUGAAGGAUGCGCAGGAUGUGGCUUUCAGUCUACAGCAACUAACAGUUUAUUUGGAUGAAUUUCAAUCCAAGCAAUGCCAAAGGUUGAUAGUCCAGACUCUUGAGCGGCUUGACCAGGUUCUUCAGUCCUCAGUAACUCAAGGCAUGGAUAGUGAUGAAUUUGCCAUAACAUCUCUUUUAACCACUUUAUCCAAUGUGAUUGAGGCUGCCAAUUUGGCUGUGUAUUAUCCUGACAAAGUGCCAGUGCUGACACCUAUUGAACAAACUGUUGGGAAUGGCUCCAAAGGGCUGCCCAACAUUGGGGCCCAGAAGGGGGCCAGUUCUUACACUGAGGAGACACACAGGGAGUACGUGGUGGGGAGAGCAUUGAAACAGACUGAAAAUUUAGUUGCUGUGGUGCUUAGAACACAAGUCUUAAAUGAGAAGGAAGUGACAUUGGCUGUUGGGGAUAUGAAAAUUGCAGGCAGGAGAACAGUGGCCACUGAUAUUUGGCAAGAGAGAAGCACAUAUGGGAUCAAUUUUGUGUUACCCGAUAAUCUUCUAGGGGACUUACAGGCAAAUGAUGAAGUCUUACAGAUAAUGUUUGUUAUGCCCAAGAAUCCAUUUACAUGGGGAUAUGUUCGACCUAUGAAUGUCACUUCAAGGGUGCCUGGUUUAGCUUUUAAAUACCCAGAUGGAAGGGAUAUCACUGUGAACAAUCUAAUGCCUCAUCGUAGGCUGAAAGUUCUUAUGUUUGGCUCCAGUAACCUUAACAGUUCGGCUGUGGUAUUUGAUGGGAGGUUGGUUGGGAGUGCUGCCUAUGAUCCAUUACAGGACAUGAAGUACGUUCGGAGAAGUGUGUUGGCUGAAGAUGGAGUUAAAGUGGUGUUGAAUACUACAGGAAUCAAGGACACUGCUGCAGCAUUGCAUGUACAAAUAAGAUUUACUGUUCGACCAAAUAUGACUGCUCCAGAUAAUUCUGAAAAUGAUGUUUUCCUGGAUGCCUUUCUGGGGAAAAAUUAUGAGCCAACAGCAUCCAAGUAUGAAGAAAAACUUAAGGUAUCAUGGGAAGAUAUGGCAAAAGGCAAGGAUCACAGGAAGUACACAAUCUUUGUAGAAGCAAGCUAUUUUAAUCCCAAUGCCAGCUACCAGUUGGUCCUAGAAAACAGAGGUGUUCACCAUGCUGUUAAUGUGGCCAUUGGACUCUAUGUAACAAGCUGCCAGUUUUACAAUGAACUCAAUAACACCUGGGACACUGGUGGUUGUGAACCAGAUGCAGAAUCUGUGGCAGCAUGCUCAGUGUGCCUGUGCAACCACCUGACCUCCUUUGGUGCUAGUGUGCUUGUCACACCUAACGCAAUUAAGUUCCAGGAUUUGGCUAGACUUGAUAUAAGGGAGAACCCAGUAGCCCUAAUAACAGUGUGUGUAGUUGGUGCAGUGUACAUACUGUGUGUGAUACUAGCCAGGCGGUGGGACCUGGCAGACUUCAUGAAGGUCAGCGUGGUACCAUUGUGUGGCAGAGAUGGUGUCUACAGAUAUGAAAUUGUGGUUAUCACUGGGAGACAGAGAGGGGCAGGAACUUCUGCACAUGUUGGUGUACGUCUCUACGGAGAAAAUGCCAAAAGUGAACCACAACAUUUAAAUCAAGUAGGAGCUUUCCAGAGGAACAGCAGAGAUGUUUUCAUCAUUGCGUCAGAUAUAAACCUAGGAGAUAUCUAUAAACUACGCAUCUGGCAUGACAACACCAGUUUGAACCCAGCUUGGUUUGUGUCAAGAGUUGUGGUGAGAGAUUUACAAACUAACCAGAAAUACCAGUUUAUACUGGACUGUUGGCUGUCUUUGGAGGCAGAGGAACCAACUAUUGAAAAGGAGGUGCUGGUGGCAAAUGCUGAAGAGCUGAACAAUUUUUCCACCAUAUUUGGCAGUGAGGCAUCCAAAGGUUGGUCACAGCGCCACCUAUGGUUGUCAACCUUCGAAAGGCCUACAGGAACAAGUUUUACACGGGUUCAGCGUGUCACCAGUUGUGUCACCUUCCUCUACACCUUUAUGUGUGUUAAUGCCAUGUGGUACGGAUUGCUCAAGACUGAUUAUAUAGAUGUCGACUUGAACUUUGAGAUGGUCUUUGGUUUUGAAUAUUUUUCUUGGGAAGAGAUUGUGGUAGGAGUUGUUUCCAGUGUUAUAGUGUUCCCUGUGAACUUGGUACUCAUACAGAUGUUUGCAAGUAGCAGGCAUAAGCUUACAAGAUUGGACAAGAAGCCACAGACUGCUCAGACCAUAGAAAUAGAGGCUAUGUGUGAGAUGGACUCUCAGGGAGGGAGUUUACUGGAAAAGAAGGGAAGAAUAGCACCACCUGACAUACUGCAGUUGGGUGAUAGGGAAAGCACAGUGGACUCUGCACAGGCCAUUGGACCCCUAAGAAGAACAAAUGGACAGUUUCGCUUGAAGCGUGAAGUGAGUGUAGAUGACAGCUGGAGGGACACAGACUCUGGAAGUGGGAUAUACAGCAACAGGGAUGAUAGCUCUGUCAGGAGCAAUUGCAAUCAUGACAAAAUGUGGGCGUCAUAUGAAGGUAUAAUGAGUUGGCCAGACGGCAUUCCAGGAGAUCAUGUGACCAGUGGGGGCUCCCUGAGAGGCAAACCCUCUUAUAUGCCUCUUGAAAAACUAAAGGAAGAGCCAGAAGAAACUGAAGAAAACGAAGUAGACAAAAAUAUUCUUAAAAGGACCCGUCCUGUCCAGAGAAAUAGCAGCAACAGGCUCCCUCCCAGAGAUGAGGCACAGCUGCCAGAAAGUGAAAGCAGACCUGGGGCUCCUACCCCAGCAACCAUUCAUCGUAAAAGCUGGGACCAGAUCACAUGGCCUUCAGCUAGGUCCAGGUCCUCCAGUCUAAAGAAACAGAGUAGUAUUGAAACAUUUGAAAGCAGCUCAUUUGGUCAGAGUUUACGCUCUCAUGCUAUUAGGUCACUGGGUCGCAGCAUGUCUACCCCAUACAUUCCUGCCCUGCCCUCUGGAAGAACAUGUCGUCUGCCUCACUGCUGUAUCUACCUAGCCUACCUUUUGUGCUUUGCCCUGUCUGGCCUGUCCAUACUGGUCAUACUGCUGUAUGGACAUAAGUUUGGAAGAGAUGUUGCACUAAGGUGGCUAAUCUCCCUAGCAUUUAGUUUUGUUCAGUCAGCUUUCAUAACAGAGCCACUUAAGGUAGUUUUUAUAGCACUUUUCCUAGCUGCAAUUAGCAAGAAACAUGAUCCAACUGAAGAAGGGAAUCUUGAGGUUCUGCCAACAAUUGAAACCAACGAAAAAAUAAAGGAUGUCAAGUUUAAGCCUGUGAGUGGGUUUGCAUUGAUCCAAGCACAAGAAGAGGCGCAGAAGAAAAAGCGUAUUCAUGUCCUAAUCCGGCAAACAGUAGUAUACUUCAUCUUCAUUUGGUUAGUUUUGGUCAUAAAUUAUGCUAAUCAUGACCAAAUGGCUUACCACAUGACUAGAGUCUUAGAUGUUGCUUUUGUGAAGGCUUCAUUUGGGAGUGCAAGGGAAUCUUUUUCUAAUAUCACAAGUGUGGAGACAUUUUGGCAGUGGGCAGACACUGUACUGGCUCCAAGUUUGCAAGGCAUCAAUUUGUAUGAGGAAGAGUUUGAAGGUCAUUUAAUUGGUAAUGUGCAGAUGGUUCAGGUCAGAAACAAACAAGCCACCUGUGAAAUACGUCAAGUGUUUCCAGCCCUUCACCUUUCCACUUUUCCUCCUGGUGGUUGCUAUAGAGACGGCUCAUGGGCAGAAGACAUGGUGGAUUAUAGGGAAGAAUGGAAGCAAAAGAGCAAAAAUGGAACUAACUGGAAAUACUUUUUAGCUGAUGAGAUUGACAGCUUGCCACUUAUGGGUAGGUUACAGUGGUAUCAUGGUGGCGGUUAUGUACAGACAUUACAGCAUGGAGACAACAAAACUCUCAAUGACACUUUGACACAGACACAGUGUCUCAGGGACCAUAGUUGGUUAGAUGAAAGGACAAGAGCUGUGGUAGUGUACUUCACUGUUUAUAAUGCAAAUCUGAAUCUGUAUUCAAGUGCCACAUUGUUGGUGGAAUUUCCUUUGCCAGGUAAGGUAUUGUUUUAUAAGUUUUUAGAGUUACUUCCAGGUUCAGCUGUAACUAGCCAUUGGAUUUCAACCCAUAAAUUACAGGUGUUCAGUGCUGAUCAUAUUGACCCUGUUUUGAUUAUACAGUGUCUCAUGGGUGCUGUGCUUCUAUACCUAAUAAUUCAUACUGCUGUGACUCUAAAACAGCAAGGUUGCUCCUACUUUACAUGGUUUUGGAAUCUGUAUGAGGUGGCAGUGAUACUAACAACAUCAGCAGCAUUAGCUAUGUAUGCAUACAGCCUAUACUUUAACACUGGGGUGGUUGACCAAAGUAACCAGAAGUUUGAUGUUGGGUUAAAAAUCCACAGAGCUUCCUUCUACAACUGUGUGUUGACAGAUCUGAGUGCAUUUCUUCUAUUUUUAUUAUGUUUAAAGCUAACACGGCAGUUCAGAUUUGUGAAGUCCAUGGCAGUGUAUGGGAAAACCCUAAAUGAGGCAGCAACUUACAUCAUGGGUUGCUUUAUUCUCUUGGUGAUAUUUCUGAUCAGUUAUGCAGCAUUAGGAUACCUGUUUUUUGGCACCACAAUGUCAGAGUUCUGUUCCUUCUCCACUUCCCUUCUCACCCUCUUAGCAAGUAUUAGAGGCCAUAACAACCUUGACCAUCUCUAUCAACACCAGCCAUAUUUCACAGCCAUUUUCUUUAUCUCCUUCAAUGUGGUCGCACAUGGUGUUAUUGGAGGUUUGGUAAUGGCGACAGUGCUAAAUAUUUUCAAGGGUGUCAGGGCACAGAUCUUUUACAGAAAUACUCUAGAUGUGCAGGACUAUGAGCUGGUUGAUUUCAUGUUGAAGAGAUUUAAGUUGUUAAUUGGAAUAACCAAACCAAAGCCUGCAUUCAGAAAAGUAAAGUUCCAAGGCAUGCUGUCCAUCUCUAGUCGUAGCACUCAUUCCAGCUACUCCUGCCGCCCUAUCAGCCACGAGUCAGGCUCCAGCUGGGAUUGGUUGACAGAAGGCAACCUGGACAGAGAGGCAUCCACCAUAUCCAAGGCAUCCAUUGGAACAAUGGACAGGACGUGGGGACAGCUUUUGUCUAAGUUUGAGCAGGUGGUUACUCUAGACAAAGAUGAAGCAGAGUUGGACCGACAGGUUGCUCAGCAGUUAUCAAAACCCAGAGCAAGAAGAGACUCCUUUAAAAACAAUGAUAAUACAAAGCAGCAACAACAACAACAACAAGUCUUUAUGGGUGCCAGACAAGUAUCAGAACUCUCACGAAAGUCGGAGAUUUCAAAAAAAUCCAACUGGUCUGCUAUGUCAGCUACAUCUUGGUUAAUCAAGAACAGGCAACAUCCCAAGGAAAAGUCACUCCCAGGUACUUCACAGAGAGAUAACAAUUUUUCAGAGGUUCGGAAAUAUGAAUACAGUAGAGGAAAUACCUCAGGCUCCCUGCCUGCUAGAUACAAUAAAUCAACAACACCUCCUCAAGGGGUUUCUAUAACCCCUCCAAUCUCUGCCACAGAGAGGGGCAUGCUGGGAAGGAGAAGCAGACGACCAAGUAGUGAUCAGGGUGUAAGAGGGGGAGAUGUGGCUCCACCAAAACAAUCAAGACGACAUGUGUAUGGAAAGCCAGCCUGGUAGCAUUUGCAAAUGUGCUGCUAAAGGAAAUGGUACUGUGUUCCUGCAAGGAUAAGUGAUGAAUAUCAAAACUAGAAAGAAACUGAAAUUUUAUGGCGCUUCAGAGUGAGAAGAUGCCAGUGUAUUCUUUAUAAGCAUGGCUUAUGGAUCACUUAAUUUAAGCAAGUGCCAUAUAUUUUAAGUCAGAUUACAGUUGAUUUUCAGUAAAUUUUAAAACCAUACAAAAUACUUGGCAUAUUUUUGAUGAAUAUUUUUUUUAGUUGACUUAUUCAUAUAUUAAAAUGAGUUCAAAUAUUCUUUUCACAAAACCUUUGAUGAUUUGUAUAUCCCGUCAUACUUUAUUAUAGAUACUUUUUUUAUUGCAUAUCGUUGUGUCAUAUUAUUUAGAGAAUUCCUGGCUGGACCAGAGAUCUGAGUUGAGAUUUGUAAAUAUUAAGUUUUAUAUAUUAUAUUUUAAUAGAAUAAUAUGGAGUAUUUUAAUGAACUGUUUAAUAAUAUUUACUUCAGGUUUGGAUGAUUGAGAUGAAAAAAAUAUAUUGAAAUUAGGGUUUUAAACUGAAGAAAUUUCAUUAUUCCCUAAACAUAUUUAUUGUUUAUGUUAUGUCACUGUGAAAAGUGAAAAAAUUACAGUGUACAGAUAUGUUUCAAAUUUUGAUUUAUAUUUUUACUGUUCAUAUUUGGCUAUACAUAGGUAAUAUUGAUGAAUUAUUAAAAAAAAGUGCUAAACAUAUUGUCAUGGAAAAUGUAUAUUUUUGUAAGUUAGUGCUUUAUGAAUGUGAUUGUACACAUUGUAAAUUGUUAAGGCAUCAAUAUAAAUUAUGACAAAUGACCAUGGAAGCACAGCUUUCAUGCUCCAAAUAAACAUAUUAAAUAAU